AUGGCGUCCGCAACACCCACAGACCCAACAAUGCCCUCUCACUACACAUCCUCCCAAACAGCUUUCUUACUUCUCGACUUCCACAGUAUGUUCGUUGAGGGAGUCGCCAAUUCCAAAGGUCAUGAUGCCCUCUCAGUCGCCGCUGAUACCAAAUCAUGGGCCAAAUCCAAAGGCAUGCAAGUCAUCCACUGCCUCAUCGACGCCGACAAGACGCCGUUUUCGACCUGCAAAAAUAAACAACGUUUAGCUUCAAUGAUAGGCGCGUUUCAAAGUGGCGGUGGGGAUGAGCCUGCAUCGCUACUCGAGGACUCCGAUGGCGAGGUUACCUACCUGCGACGGGGAGGCUAUGUGUCCGCGCUGAAGUCACCUGGCCUCGUGGAAUAUCUGCGAGUAAAAGGGAUCACGAGUUUGGUGUUGACUGGUCUCAGCACGUCCGGAUGUGUGUUAAGGACUGCAGCUGCGGCAUGUGACGAGGAGUUUGUGGUUACGGUGUUGGAAGAUGGGUGCGCCGACGGAGAGCAGGACGUGCAUGACGCGCUUGUAAAGAAAGUGUUGGCAGGUCGGGGAUACGUGUAUACGGCACAGGCGUUCCGCGAUGGUUGGGAAAAGCGCACUUUGGGUGUAUAA
Messenger RNA from Didymosphaeria variabile, 627 nucleotides. RefSeq lists its product as uncharacterized. The transcript has a single exon. The record is from RefSeq and is a predicted model, not a curated record. The coding region runs from base 1 to 627 and encodes 208 amino acids. NCBI's taxonomy places the organism in Eukaryota, Fungi, Ascomycota, Dothideomycetes, Pleosporales, Didymosphaeriaceae.